CCUUCAAAUCCAAACGCACAUGUCGACGGAGCUCACCCCUGCAGCUGCGACACUCCGCGCUUUGACCUCUACAGCCCUGCUUCUCUUGCGAAGGGCAUCUCUGAGGAAUAGCUGCUGUGAAUUUUUGUUUCAAAGCCGGCUGUCCUUGCAGUUUAUAUCAGAUGAAGUGAUCAGUUCCUUAUUUUGAGGAUGUUUCGCGUGGGAGAGGAGUUGGCUUUACCCGUCCUCAGCAAUGGUAUUUGUAACGAUUUGUUUUCGGGUUUGUUCGCGCCAUGGGAUUGUGUCUGGAAGUAUUCCUUCGGACCAACAGGACGGAUCGAUCAGCCGAAAUGACAGGGCGGACGUUGAAAGGAAACCUGGCAUUCCUGUCAGCAGGAAUCCUCUCCAUUCUGAGCCUCGUGGCUGCUGUAGGAGGGGUUUCCAUGAUCGUCAUUGUGUUUGUGAUGGACCAUUCGCCCAGUAGAGUUGGAUGGCUUUUCAUCAUUGUGGGAGGCUUCACAGUUGCCUCUGGAUUGCUCGGAGUAUUCUCUAGCGACCGCCGAGAUUGUUUCACCUGGCAAAUGGUCUUCUUGUUAUUUUCUACCCUUGGUCUUCUCGCAGCCGCGCUAACGAUUUUCUUCAAACCGAACGAAGUGUUGGGCUUAUUGCACUACAAGAACGUAAGUGAAGACAGAGCUCGAUGGAUUUUGAGACUGGAGGCUGCAUUCUUCGCUAUUACCUUUUGCAUUAACACUGUUAUUGCCAUCCUUGGAAUAUGCGUCAACUGCUGCGAUGUUGUGGAUCACUAUGAAGAUCUCGAGAAAACCAACCGAAGUAAGUCUGCUCUUGGGCGAACUCAAACCGAGGCUAUUAAGCGAGCAGCCAAGAAUGAGGAGACAAAAGCAUCCAAAUUGGCCCAGAAGAUGAAGGAUAAAUACGGCAAAUGGACCCAAGAGUAUGGCACACCCGCUAAGGUUUAAAGUAUCCCGGGGAGGUACAAUCUAUGGUGGCAAAUUUGCUUUGAUACUCAUCAAGUGAUUUCAAUGUUCGGCCCUUCAAAUUUCCGACACAUUCUAGUAGCUUCUUGUUCAUCCAGUCUCAGCUGGCCAAAUAGCCGUUGCAGGAUUUGUGAGUUUAAGUAUCUUGCUUAAACUAUUGCCCCUGUUGAUGGAGACUGUAUGAUAGUGAGGCCUUCUCACAGUCUGCCAGGACUGGAAUAUCCAUUCUACACUAUAGAGUAAGAUUCUGCUAGCUUUCUACUGUUCACAUGAGAUCACUUCUGUAACCACCAUCUAGUAUAAAUAAACAAUUCGCUGGUUGUGAGAAACCUUGGCUCUUACUUAAAA
Messenger RNA from Physcomitrium patens, 1325 nucleotides. The record is from RefSeq and is a predicted model, not a curated record. NCBI's taxonomy places the organism in Eukaryota, Viridiplantae, Streptophyta, Bryopsida, Funariales, Funariaceae.